GGUCGCAGAACAUCUACCGAAACAAUAUUAUCUCCACCGGAUUGCUUCAGAUUCAAUGGCUUCCCACCCUUCGAAACGACGGAGGCUGACGCCUCCAGGUGAGGAUGGGCACGACUCGGCCAGCCAUGACACCAAGAUCCAGAAAGCCUUCUUCAAAAGCGCCGCCAAUUGGAGCCUCGAGCAGGACUACGAAUCGAGACCUAGAAAGGGCAAGAGGAAGGAUGCAAAGAAGGGCAGCACCGAAGGCGCUGGCAGGCUCCCCAUAAAGACAGCCGCAGGAACUUGGGUGGUCCAGGAUGAUGCCGAAUUGGUGCCGAGCGACACGGAAUGGCUUCAGAGCGAGGAAGAGGAUGAAGAGGUGGACAAAGAGCCCGAGGCUGCUGCCCCGGAAGCGCCCAAAAUCCCGGAGCGUGAACAACUGCGGAGAGCGCAGGAAGAACUAGCAAAAAUUGCUACGCAGCUCAACGAGGAUCCUGAAGAACACCCUGGAGCAUUCAAAGCGUUGGCCAAACUCGGGGAAUCACCCCUUCUCUCGAUCCAGAAAUUGUGCCUUGUCACCCAGAUGACGGUCUAUAAAGAUGUCAUCCCGGGAUACAGGAUACGGCCCGCAUCGGAGGAUGUUGCCGGGGAGAAGCUUUCGAAAGAAGUAAGGCGGCUACGGACCUACGAACAAGCCUUGGUCUCUGGCUAUCACAACUACCUCAAGUCCCUCGCGAAGCAUGCAACAUCACCGCCUAUAGAGAAACGAAAAGGAGGGGAACCGAUCUCCAGCAUUGCCAUCACCUGCGCCUGUACGCUGGUGAAUGCCGUCCCACACUUUAAUUUUCGAGGCGACCUGCUACGGAUUCUGGUGAGGAAAUUGAGCAGCCGUAAGCUGGACUCGGACUUUGCAAAAUGCCGGCAAGCGCUGGAGACACUAUUUCAGGAAGAUGAGGAAGGUAAUGCCUCGAUGGAAGCCGUGUCUCUCCUCACAAAGAUGAUGAAAGCACGCGAGUAUCGCGUCGACGAGAGCGUCCUGAAUAUGUUCCUGCAUCUACGGCUGCUCUCUGAAUUCGCGGGCAAGGCCUCUCAGGACACAGUCAACCGGCCCGGUGACGCACCCAACGGCAAGAAGCCGAAAGCGAAGAAGGAGUUCCACACGAAGCGGGAGCGGAAGCUCCUCAAGGAGCAAAAGGCAGCCGAGAAAGUGAUGGCCCAGGCAGAUGCGACCGUCAGCCACGAGGAGAGGGAAAGGAUGCAGUCAGAAACCCUCAAAAUGGUGUUUGCUACCUAUUUCCGCAUCUUGAAGCAGCGCGUGCCGCAUCUCAUGGGUGCUGUGCUCGAAGGCCUAGCCAAGUACGCACACCUCAUCAAUCAGGACUUUUUCGGCGACCUGCUCGAAGCACUCAAAGACCUCAUCCGUGAAAGCGACGGCACUGAGGACGCUGCCGAGGGUGAGACGCAAGGCAACGACCAGGAUGACGGGCUGUCGGUCGUUCGCGACACCAACAGAGAGGCUCUACUGUGCACUGUCACGGCGUUUGCGCUGCUCGAAGGGCAGGACGCGCACAAUGCCCGCACAGACCUACACCUCGACCUGUCCUUCUUCAUCACAAACCUCUACCGCAGCCUCGUCAGUCUCUCAGUUAACCCGGACCUCGAGCUGGGCGCCAAGUCCCUUCGCCUCGACGACCCGGAUGACCCGACUUCCCCGGCCAACGGCCACCGCAGGAACAACAAGAUCAACCUUCAAACAACCACGGUGCUGCUCAUGCGCUGCCUGACCGGGGUGCUCCUCCCGCCGUGGAACAUACGCUCGGUGCCACCCCUGCGGCUCGCGGCCUUCACCAAGCAGCUCAUGACAGUGGCGUUGCAGAUGCCCGAGAAGUCGUGCCAGGCGGUGUUGGGCCUGUUGCACGACGUGGUGCGUACCCACGGCCGCAAGAUCAACGCGCUGUGGAACACGGAGGAGAGAAAGGGCGACGGGACAUUCAAGCCGCUCAGCGAGACGGUCGAGGGGAGCAAUCCGUUUACGACCACCAUCUGGGAAGGGGAGAUCCUAAGGAAGCAUUACUGCCCCAAGGUGAGGGAGGAGCUGAAGUUGAUGGAGAAGGAGCUCAGGGCCAUCUAGUAUCGUGAACAUCACGAAUUCUUGAGGCAAUAUUAUCACAUGUCCGCAAUUUUGGUUUCUCUGCCUUAGCAGUGUACAUAGGAGGAUCGAACUUGCUGAUACCCCUGCAAUCCAUCAUGACAAAGGACGAGUUACUUGAGUGAGUUGAGG
This is a messenger RNA of Canariomyces notabilis, 2260 nucleotides long. Its product is annotated as nucleolar complex-associated protein 3. Bases 56 to 2110 code for a protein of 684 amino acids. Gene Ontology annotation, cellular component: nucleolus. Gene Ontology annotation, molecular function: chromatin binding. The record is from RefSeq and is a predicted model, not a curated record. Gene Ontology annotation, biological process: DNA replication initiation. The transcript has a single exon. NCBI's taxonomy places the organism in Eukaryota, Fungi, Ascomycota, Sordariomycetes, Sordariales, Chaetomiaceae.